UUCUGUUAAUGAUCUAUGGUAUUUUGUUAGCCUAGGCCUCUUAUCAUGUGGAACCCGCGUCUAAUUAGUGAGGAUGUCGGAGUGGGGAUCAAUGUACGCAGGCUGCGGCGCAAUUUUUUAAGCACCUUUACUGUGGCUUACUCAAUGAGACCUCUACCAGAUGGCGCUGUAUUUAGAUGUUAUCCCGGAUUAUGGAAAGUGUUCUAUGAUGAUAAGGACCGACCAAACAGAUAUCUUCUUGCCAAAGAACAGAUCAGCCGUCCAACUAUAGAAGAUCUGGAGAUAAUAUAUGGAGGUGUGGAUGAGAAGGAAGAUAAGGGCCCCUCACUGUUAAAUCAAGCAGCUGGAGUCUUCUCUUCUAUAAACCGCUUCAUGAAAGUCAUUUCAAGAUAGACCGUGCCUUCACUUUUUAACACAGAGGCGUAGUGCUGAGCAUUCAACUUAAUGACACAAACAAUCAGCACCAGGAUUUGCUUGUAAAUGCACUCCUCUAUCUAUUAUCAGUUUGCAGAUCUUUCAGAAUGGAUUAGCAGAGUAUAUAUCAAAUUACUUGGUGCAUUCAGUUUCCUUGAUCAGAGAAGUUGUGGUAUAUUUUCAAGGAACUCUUUUGUAAUUCUAUUUUUGUUCAAACAGAAA
This is a messenger RNA of Solanum stenotomum, 636 nucleotides long. RefSeq lists its product as uncharacterized. The record is from RefSeq and is a predicted model, not a curated record. The coding region runs from base 46 to 393 and encodes 115 amino acids. The transcript is spliced from 4 exons. Lineage: Eukaryota; Viridiplantae; Streptophyta; Magnoliopsida; Solanales; Solanaceae.